AUGAGUAACGAAGAAACCGUCAACAUUAACGACAUUUACGAACUCAUGGUUGCGUGUAAAAACGAAAGUGAAUAUUUUUUUAAAAGAAAAGGUAUCCAUUACAACGUGGAUAUAUACAAAUACGAUGGUCAGGAGUUAAGACGUCUCAUUAUUCAAUACAACGAGUGCUUUAACCACCGCGGUUCGAACUUUCAUGUUGAUGCUAUGCGUCGUUUGGAUCCUUUACGUAUCAAGAUGUUAAUAUGUGAUAAUGAAAGAUUAAUAAAAGGGAAAAUCAGAAAACUCAGUAAAAAUGCUUUUCAUAUUAGAAAUUUUACUGAUAAUGUUUGUAAAAUGAUGUAUGAAAUUUCUCUAACGCAAAAGAGGAACGAAAUCCUCUUGUAUGAAAUUGACGUAUGGGGAGUUAUGCGUAGUGAUUGUGUAAGAUUAGAAACCUAUGAUUAUUUUCAACGUAGAUGGGCAGUUGAAAGUAACAUUAGUAGUGGUACUAGCAACGAGGAUAUUGUAAUUGAAAGGAGUAUAAUUAGCGAGACUAAGAUACAUGCUAAGAGGUUUGAUAGUAAUUAUACUAUGGAAGAAUGUGAUAAUUUUAAUAUAAUAGAGUAUGAAAUCCAAAGAAGAUCUUUGAUUUUUAGUGGAGAUGUGAUUUUAGGAAAUGAAGUUAAUGACGAAGAGUUAGAGGGAAUGUUGGGAGAAGUAAUAGAUAUUGAAAAAUUCGAGAAAGAUCUAGAAGAAAAAAAAAGAUUAUUCCAUGAAGUUUUCGAGUCAGACAACAAAGAUUCUAAAAAAAGCAAGGUUUAA
Acaulospora morrowiae is the source of this 801-nucleotide messenger RNA. Lineage: Eukaryota; Fungi; Glomeromycota; Glomeromycetes; Diversisporales; Acaulosporaceae. The record is from the annotation of a GenBank genome assembly.